AUGUCUGGCAAGAAAUUGAUCGUCGUCUUCGGUGCUACAGGAGCACAAGGUGGCUCAGUCGUUACGAAUAUUCUUUCCGACCCAAAGUUCAAGGAGACCUGGGCAGUUCGAGGCGUCACUAGAGACGUCUCUAAGCCUGCCGCAAAGGCCCUCGAGGCUCUCGGUGCCGAGACCGUUGCUGCAGACUUGAACGAUGCCAGCUCUCUCAAAGCUGCAUUGAAGGGUGCAUAUGCUGUUUUUGCCGUUACCAACUUCUGGGAAAGUUGCAGUGCUGAGGUAGAGAAGAAACAAGGAUUUGCCAUUGCAGAUGCCGCAAAGGAUGCUGGUGUUCAGCAUUUGAUCUGGAGUUCAUUAUUGAACGUUACAGACCUCUCCAAGGGAGUCCUCUCCAAGGUCGCACAUUUUGACGCCAAGGCCGACAUCGAGGAGUAUAUUAGAAAAAUUGGAGUCCCUGCAACUUUCUUUUUGCCUGGAUUUUAUAUGUCCAACCUUCCUGGUCAAUCGUUACUACAGAUGCCAGGUGAGACCAAGUGGAAGCUUGCUAUGCCAGUUCCAGCUUCAUCCCCAGCUCCUCUUAUUGCUACUGUUGAGGACACUGGCAAAUUUGUCAAAGGCAUUCUCGUCAACAGAGAGAAGGUUCUUGGAAAGCGAAUCUAUGGUGCCACUAACUAUUACACCUUUACCCAAAUUUUGGACGAAUUCAAGGAACAAUUCCCUAUCGCUGGUGAGGGAGCCGAGAAUGUUGAACUUCCUCAUGAGGUCUACAAGGGUAUCCUCGGCAGCACGGGUAUGAAUGCCGACAUUCAAGAAGAGAUACUCCAGAACAUGAGAUUGUUGAAUGAAUUCGGCUAUUACGGAGGUGAUUCUUUGGAUGAAAGUCACUCGAUUUUGGUCGACAAAUUGACUACAUGGAAGGAGUUCAUGGCCAAGAGCCCAGUCUUUGCUGAGUUGAAUAAUGAUGAUAGAAGAGAACCUACUAGGUAUUAUUAUUACAAGAUUGGUAACUAA
Sclerotinia sclerotiorum 1980 UF-70 is the source of this 1008-nucleotide messenger RNA. RefSeq lists its product as hypothetical. Lineage: Eukaryota; Fungi; Ascomycota; Leotiomycetes; Helotiales; Sclerotiniaceae. The transcript is spliced from 7 exons. The coding region runs from base 1 to 1008 and encodes 335 amino acids. The record is from RefSeq and is a predicted model, not a curated record.